Molecule: messenger RNA, 1368 nt
Organism: Penicillium bovifimosum
Lineage: Eukaryota; Fungi; Ascomycota; Eurotiomycetes; Eurotiales; Aspergillaceae
Product: neutral amino acid permease
Exons: 5
Coding region: 1-1368 (455 amino acids)
Biological process (GO): amino acid transmembrane transport
Cellular component (GO): vacuolar membrane
Molecular function (GO): amino acid transmembrane transporter activity
Source: RefSeq, a predicted model, not a curated record
AUGAGCUCGCCGGCUGAUUCGGAGGCUGGCUCGAGGAAGAAUGCACAUUCAGGGCCGGGGUCAAUGUCUGAUCUGGAGAAAGUGGAUGUCGCGCCGCGGUUCAGACAGGAUGCGUUUGGUGAUGAGGAGUUUGCGGAGGUGAAGUACAAGGUACUUAAGUGGUGGCAAUGUGGCCUGCUCAUGGUUGCCGAAACAGUUUCACUGGGUGUGCUAUCACUACCUGCGGCCGUUGCAGGACUGGGUCUUGUUCCUGCAAUCCUUGUCCUCCUCUUCCUUGGUUCACUAGCCACAUACACCGGCUACGUAAUCGGUCAGAUGAAGUGGAAGUACCCGCACAUCUCAACAAUGGCCGACGCAGGCGAAGUGAUAGCCGGUAAAUGGGGACGUGAAUUCCUCGGCGUCGCCCAGAUCAUCUUCCUCAUCUUCGUUAUGGCUAGUCACCUCCUAACCUUCACCGUGGCUAUGAACACCAUCACCAACCAUGGCACUUGCUCCAUCGUCUUCGGCAUAGUCGGCAUGAUCGUCUCCUUCAUCUGUUCUCUGCCCCGUACUCUAGUCAAGAUGUCAUGGCUAUCACUAGUCUCCUUCGGAUCAAUCAUGACCUCAGUCCUAAUAGUCAUGAUCGCCGUCGGCACCACAAAACCCAGCCCGGACGACGUCGUCGCCGUCGUAAAAACAGACCUCUACCACGGCUUCUCCGCAGUCUGCAACAUAGUCUUCGCCUUCUGCGGCCACGCCGCCUUCUUUGGCCUAAUGGCCGAACUCAAAAACCCCCGUGACUUCACCCGAUCCCUCUGUCUCCUGCAAGGCAUCGACAUGUCCCUCUACCUCAUCGCCGCACUGGUCAUCUACCGCUACGCCGGCAGCGACGUCACCUCGCCCGCCCUUGGCUCCGCAUCACCCAUAGUCGCAAAAGUCGCCUACGGCAUCGCCCUGCCGACUAUUAUCAUUGCGGGCGUUAUCAACGGCCACGUUGCCUUCAAGUACGUGUAUCUGCGCAUCUUUGAAGGCACGGAUCGAAUGCAUAAGCGGGAUUGGGUUGCGACGGGGUCGUGGGUGGGUAUUGCGCUUGCGCUUUGGAUUCUGGCUUGGAUUGUUUCUGCGGCUAUUCCGGUGUUUAGUAGUUUGCUUAGUUUGAUUACGGCGUUGUUUGCGAGUUGGUUUACGUAUGGGCUUAGUGGGAUCUUUUGGCUGUUUAUGAAUAAGGGGAGGUGGUUUAGUACUUGGAGGAAGGGGGCGUUGACGAUGUUGAAUUUCGUGGUUAUUGUUGUUGGUGCGGCGCUCUGUGGGCUUGGGCUUUGGGUAUCUGGGAAGGCGAUUCAUGAUAAUCCUAGCAGUGCGAGCUUUUCUUGUGCGAAUAAUGCUUGA